Molecule: messenger RNA, 582 nt
Organism: Aspergillus alliaceus
Lineage: Eukaryota; Fungi; Ascomycota; Eurotiomycetes; Eurotiales; Aspergillaceae
Exons: 1
Coding region: 37-258 (73 amino acids)
Source: RefSeq, a predicted model, not a curated record
GUAGAUUUUCUGCUGAACUACUUUCAUUUGUACUGAAUGAUCUCAUCCUCACUCGCCUCCAUAUAUAAACGGACGCUGAUCUUGUGUAGCGGGGGUUGGUUGAAUGCCAGUGCUCGCUCGGCGCCUGUCAUCUACCAUAUCUUCGCCGAGCCUGGCUCAGCCUGCCCAGCCAUCCGCCAAUUCCGCUGGUGUCACUUUUGCCUAAAAUCUACAGAGGACAUUCUCUCUGUCUUACCUGUCUUGACACGCCAACCAUGAAUUAUACAUUCAUCGAAUAGGCCCACAUUCCGCAUGUUGACUUGCUAAGAACCAACUGGUCAAGGUUCUUUGAAUCCCUUUCUGGCUGGGAUUGCCGAGAAUGUAUAUCCCUCGUCAACAUGGACGGCUUGUCGCCCGUCUCAACGAAACGGUUGGCGCAGACAACAAUAAGGAAGCUCGAAACGACACUGCACACAGGAAUAAUAUCUUUAUCAUCGUAAGUGCAUCUCCCGGAGGGUUUAGUGAUCGAGUUCGGUCUCGAUCUUUUUCUCCGACUUUGCUGACAAAGUCAUGUGGACAGUGUGCUGCGUGCAUCGUCUUCGU